This is a messenger RNA of Myotis myotis, 4731 nucleotides long. RefSeq names its product WW domain containing transcription regulator 1 (gene WWTR1). Gene Ontology annotation, biological process: hippo signaling; positive regulation of transcription by RNA polymerase II. The transcript has 8 exons. Bases 274 to 1545 code for a protein of 423 amino acids. Gene Ontology annotation, molecular function: protein binding; transcription coactivator activity; transcription corepressor activity. NCBI's taxonomy places the organism in Eukaryota, Metazoa, Chordata, Mammalia, Chiroptera, Vespertilionidae. Gene Ontology annotation, cellular component: cytoplasm; nucleus. The record is from RefSeq and is a predicted model, not a curated record.
CUCUUUCCUGGGAGUGGGAGUUUGCUCCAAACUUUGUUUAUGGGACAGUCGGAGAGCCGCGGCGGCCGCGCUGUCUGCUUCUCCUCCUCUUUCAAGAGCGCGAAGGCCUGAGACCAGUUUGGGGGAUGUGAAAGCCAAAGCUCCUCGACUGCCAGGUACCGAGGCCGGUCCGGAUUUGCCAACCGGGCUCCGGCUCCAAUCCUGCAAGAUCGGGACGCACCCCGAGCGACCCAGGCCCGACGCCCAGACUUGGCUUCGCUGCGCGCCCAGAAGAUGAAUCCGGCCUCAGCGCCCCAUCCGCUCCCGCCGCCCGGGCAGCAAGUGAUCCAUGUCACGCCGGACCUAGACACGGACCUCGAAGCCCUCUUCAACUCGGUCAUGAACCCCAAGCCCAGCUCGUGGCGGAAGAAGAUCCUGCCCGAAUCGUUCUUCAAAGAGCCUGACUCCGGCUCGCACUCGCGCCAGUCCAGCACCGACUCUUCCGGCGGCCACCCGGGGCCCCGGCUGGCCGGCGGCGCCCAGCAUGUCCGCUCGCACUCGUCGCCCGCGUCCCUGCAGCUGGGCACAGGCGCGGGCGCAGCGAUCAGCGCCGCGCAGCAGCACGCGCACCUCCGCCAGCAAUCCUACGACGUGACUGACGAGUUGCCGCUCCCCCCGGGCUGGGAGAUGACCUUCACGACCACUGGCCAGAGGUACUUCCUCAAUCACAUAGAAAAAAUCACCACAUGGCAAGACCCUAGGAAGUUGAUGAAUCAGCCCCUGAAUCAUAUGAGUCUCCACCCUGCCGCCACUUCCACACCAGUGCCCCAGAGGCCCAUGGCCGUGUCCCAGCCAAAUCUUGUGAUGAGUCACCAGCACCAGCAGCAAAUGGCACCCAGUACCCUGAGCCAGCAGAACCACCCUACUCAGAACCCAGCAGCGGGGCUCCUGAGUAUGCCCAACGCACUGACCACUCAGCAGCAGCAGCAGCAGAAACUCCGGCUUCAAAGGAUCCAGAUGGAGAGAGAGAGGAUUCGAAUGCGUCAAGAGGAGCUCAUGAGGCAGGAAGCUGCUCUCUGUAGACAGCUCCCCAUGGAAGCCGAGACUCUGGCCACGGUUCAGGCUGCUGUUAACCCCCCAACCAUGACUCCAGACAUGAGAUCCAUCACUAAUAAUAGCUCAGAUCCUUUCCUCAAUGGCGGGCCAUAUCAUUCGAGGGAGCAGAGCACCGACAGCGGCCUGGGGCUAGGAUGCUACAGUGUCCCCACCACCCCGGAGGACUUCCUCAGCAAUGUGGAUGAGAUGGACACAGCUCCCUUCCACCCGGAUCCCACCCCACCCUCUGCCCUUAGUCCCCCCACCCCACUGUCCUCAUCCAUAGGGGAGAACGCAGGGCAGGCACCCAUGAACAUCAAUCCUCAGCAGACCCGUUUCCCUGAUUUUCUGGACUGUCUCCCGGGAACCAAUGUGGACCUCGGAACUCUGGAAUCUGAAGAUCUGAUCCCCCUCUUCAAUGAUGUAGAGUCUGCUCUGAACAAAAGCGAGCCCUUUCUGACCUGGCUGUAGUCAGUAUAUUGUAACCUGUGUGCAGCCAUGACCUGACAUUUCCUGGGCCUCUUGGGAAAAGCGAUGGAGCAGAGCAAGUCUGCAGGUGACCCGCUUUCUGCGCUCAUGACUUAUGCUCCCUCCUUUCCAUGUGGCCAGUUUAAUCAUUGCCUGGAUUUGAUUGAUAGUAAUCUAAGUUAAACAUAAAUAAAUAUUCUAUUUUCGUUUUCUGCAAGCCUGCAUUCCUGUGGUGGGUUAUGCAGAAUUGCGUUCCUGUUUUUCUCUCUGUAGCCCCAUGACUAAGCUUUAUGGGUGUUAAUUGAAAUUUUUACAACAAUUGAUUAUAAACCAUAAAAAGUUGACCACAGGCAGUGAUUUCUGACCGGUGGCUUGGUCCAGGAAAUGUAUACAAAAUCAGACCUGAUUUACAGUUUUAAAGCUAUUGAUGACAAUAGUACCAAAUGCUUUAAAUAUUUACCUGAACUUUGAAAAUCAUCAUAUAGAUAGUAAAAUUUUGCUGUAUGGAAUACCAUGUAGUGCUGAAUCCAUCCUGGUUCUGAUGAUUCUUAUUACUCUGUAUUUACAAAGGCACACACAGUCCUCUUGUAGUUUAUGCUCCAUCAUUUUGGGCAUAGCAUCUGCAUAGCUAGUCCUUCCAGUGGGAGAGCGGCGGCAGCAUGCUGUAGUCUCUAUGCUGCGGAUCUUAUGAAUGACACCAGUUUGCUACUAAUUAUGAGCAUUUAUUAAACAAAACAUUUAAAAUUACAAGUUAUAUUUUUUAAAAAUUACUGCUUAGAAAUUGAUGUUUAUUUUAUGAAGCACUAUAUUUUGUAGCUGAUGACAAAGGGCAGGCAAAUAUUUUUGAUGAAUCAGUGGCAACUGCAUUUUUGUCUUUUGAAAUUGUUCUGAAAACAUCAGGACACAUAGCUUUCAGUCCGAUGGCACACACAGCAAGCUGUUGCUUUUUAAAUUCUGAAGCCUUGUCAGUUUUGCUUUUAAGAUUUCAAGUUUUAAAAUAGUCUUAUCUAUGAAACUGUUUGAAGGAUGAAGCAGAUCUCUGACUGACAUUUAAAAAUAUGUCCUCUAGAUGGUGUGUGGUGGAGGCAUAUGUUUCUGAAUUCAGUAAAAGUGAUUCCUAAGUAUAUUAUCCUAAUCCUUUUGUUACAGUUGAUAUAAAAAGGCAUGAACUAUGUACUCAAUACCUCUUAUGUAACCAAAAAAUGUUUUUUUAUUAGCUUUUAAGGACUGAGAGAGUGCAUUGGGUUCACCUGGCAUGCACUCUGUCUGCCAAUGAAGUCCUCAACUGUUUAGUGUUUUCAACUGACAUUAUUUAUAAUAUAUGAAUUUAAUAUCUUUUUAAAAAGACAAUAAUUGAAGUCUCUGGGAGGAACCUUUCAAUUCCCAAGGGGACUUAUUCGUUUGGGAUCGUAAAUGAGAUCCUUUUGAUCUAUCAGAAUAUUGAUGGCAGAGUACCUUUUAUCUUGUUGGAAAGAAGGCACGUGGAAAGGUCAGAGAUUAAGUAGUAAAGUUAUGGAAUAUAGUGAAAGGAUACCAGUUGUGAAAUGAAAAUAGACACGUUAUAGUACCCCAAAAGCAAGACAGGCAGAAGGUAUGAAGGGUGCACUCCCAAAAACAAAAUAACAAUUUUCAACUACAAACUUUAUACCAAAAGACUGUUGUAGAAGAAAAGAAGGCUUUCGUGCACUUUAUGUGGCAGGGGAGGGGCAGGGAUGGAGCCCUGUCUAUGCUGAUGCUGAGCAGCAGGUGGACAGGGCAUGAGCCUGCUGUGCUUCCAACACACGCAGUGAUUUCGUUUUCCUGAAGGACCCGUGAUUUAAGUUCCUUUUAUUUCUUCCCUCUCCAAGUCUCCGAGAGAGAUGGGGGUGAUGUUUAUGUUGCUACUAAAUUGAAGGAAGCACUAUUUCUUUUUCUCUUGUGUUAGCAAUAAUUGCAAAAAGAGUUGUACAUUCUAAGAGGAAAAAAAACAAAAACAAAAAAAAACAAGGGACCUAACAAAACUGAGCAGUGUUACUGUAUUUUUAAAAAAUAUUUUUAUAGACUCAUUUUCAGGUUAUUAAGUGUAAAAGAAACAGAUACCCCUCUUUUUUUCCUAAAGUAGUUAAAACAUCGAUGAUUUGUAUUAUCAAUUUUUAGAAAUAAUUUCCUAAUAAACUGUGGCAUUAGAAAAUACUAGAAUUUUUUUAAGUGAAAUUAGUUGAAACAUUUGUUAAUGAAUAUAACAAACAUUUUUUUCAGAAUUAAACAUGGACUCUGACUAUGUGCUUACUAAUAGAUAAAGCCAGAUAUAAUUUUUUGUGUUUGUUUUUAAGGCCAUAAAAUAUGGCUUUUGUUAAAGAACACUAAAGCUAGAAAUCUAUGUAAGAACAACUUUUUAAAGGCUACUUCCUAUUAUUAUGAGUGUUAAAACCCCUGCAGAAUCAUGAUAAGGUGCUAUUUAUAUUGUUUUUCUUAUUAGAAAACAACCACCAGGAUAUCUAGUCUUUUUAGUUCUACAUCCGUCAACUUCAACAUUUCAUUCAGUAGUUUUGCCAUAGAAAAGGCAUAUUAAAAUUGAAAUAGGAAAGUAAUUUCAUGUAUCUUUCUUUCUAGGUACCCCCCCUCCCCCAUUAAACAUAUUUUCUUGAAGUAAAUACAUUGUUAAAACCUAUUUGCAACUCCAUUCAAUCUAGUAAUUCUUAGUGUUUCACCUUAGUAUUAGGAUGUGAAAUGCCAUCUCUUUCACUGAUUACACAGACUACCAGAAGCACGUAAAACAGGAAAAAAAGACAGUAUGCCAAGGGGCUAUUCCCAGUUUAGCAGAAAAGCUCUCAGUAGAAGAAGGUGAUCUGAGUGAUAGGAGUAUAGGAGUGUUGCUAAUUACGAGUUGUUUUGUCAUGAUAUAAUUAGGAAGUAACUUCUGAAAGUACAACUUCUAUGAAAAAAAUAAAUUAUAGAUUAGUUUAAUUGGGAAAAUGGACCAUUGACAGAGACUGUUUCCCUAACACACUAAAUCAUUUCUGUGUUAGUACUUUAACUUUUUACAAAUUUUAUUUCUACAUUUUAUAAUGUGUUUAAUUUUAAUUUAGAAUGCUAUGUGUACAGAGUAUGCAGCCAAAUCAGGCAGAUCAAACCAUUUUACCUGGACUUUGGUACUAGUUUUUACUUCUCUGAUUCUGUAAAAGAAAAAUAAAUACAAUUGAGUUUCCA